AUAAUGAAUCUAAGAGAAUAUCAAGAAGAAGUAAAAAAAAUAAAGAAUUUUGCAAUUAAAAACAAUGUAUCUGAAGAUAAAGUUAAUAAAAUAUUUGGACAAUGCUUCAAAUCACUCGAAGAAAAACCUCAAACACGUGUAACAACUGUUUUAAAGUUCUUAAAAAUUUUUGUAGCAAUUUUUUUAAUUGUUAUUUUAAGUAGUUUAGUUUUGUAUAAUCAUCCAAAAACACAUAAUGUACUUUUGAGAAAUAUACAGAGUUUUAUUUAUCCUGGUUUGAAAAUUUUUCGCAAAGUUGCUGUGCCUAUCAUAACGUUGUAUCCAUCACUUACAGUGUGGUAUGAUGAAUGGUGCCUUGUUGAAAAUCCUUAUUUUCAACUAAAUGAAAUGGAUUGUUGGCCUUGCAAUUCAGUAAAUUCAGUAAAAGACUUGACUGGUUUUAAUAUAACACAAUCAUUUAAUAAUGGUAUACCAUUUAUACGCUCAGAGAAAAUAAAAAAAGUUAAUGUAAAUGAACUAUUACAAAUUUAUUCUGAAUAUCAAGAUAAUUUAAACACAGAUAGUGAACAACUUCAAAUUAGAGAAAUGAAUUAUAGGACAAUAAACGAGAUAAUGCACAAAAACAUGAAUAAUCCAUAUACUGACAGGAAUGCUCAUAUGAAAUGGAGAAUCAAUCAAAUGGAGCUGAGCAGAAAGCUUAGAAAAUUAUUUCCUAAAUUACCAGGAACACCAGAUUGGUGGAGUCCUAGUACAGAAAAAUUUAUAUUUAUUGAUGAACCUAAUGCUUCAGAUUAUGUUUUGCCACAUUCUGAAUGUGCUAAUGUGAUAAUUCAAUGUACAAAUGGAGAGAGAUUGAUACAAUUAAAUCCAAGUCCAGAAUGUACUCAAAAUUGCCAAAGAAUAAGUGUUUUAUUAAGUAAUAAUCAAAGCUUAUGGUACAAUUGGUGGUACUGGCGUCCAGUAAGUCUUCCUUCAAACAAUACAACAGCAAUAACAAUAAUGUACCUCAGCUCAUUUUGCUAACUUUGAAAAAAAUGCAAUUGAAAACAAAGAAAAUUUAAAAGUAUUAUAUACAUGUAUAUUUUUAUAUUAAAUAAAUUGAUAUCUAUACAAGAAUUAUUAUUUUUUAAAAAUCUUUCCCUGCUCUAUUAUAAAAUU
This is a messenger RNA of Phymastichus coffea, 1158 nucleotides long. RefSeq lists its product as uncharacterized. Bases 4 to 1023 code for a protein of 339 amino acids. The record is from RefSeq and is a predicted model, not a curated record. The transcript has 5 exons. NCBI's taxonomy places the organism in Eukaryota, Metazoa, Arthropoda, Insecta, Hymenoptera, Eulophidae.